UCUCUCAACCCUCAACAUAUUCACUAAGAUUUAUUUCCUUUAUUUUAUUCAUUUAAUUAUUUGUUCCUAGUCUUUAUCUUAUAAUAAUUUUCGCAUUGCUUGCCCGGUAAUUCAAGAUCAACUUGGAAAAUUUGCAAGAUUUGGGAUGAAAUCUGGUCGGAUCUUGCUUUGUGGGAUGGGGAUUUUGGUGGGUCUUAUUUCAAUACAAAGCUCUUCCUCUUCCUCUUCCAAAAAUCCCAUCUCUUUCUCUUUUUUUUCAUCAUAACACAAAACACAAAACAUAAACCUUUCUUCCAACCAACCCUUUUUUCCAAUUCUUUGUUUCUUCCAAAAUCUUCAAUCCAAUUUUUCACCUUUUCACAAAUGGGGAUGGCUGCAGCGGAGUCACAGUUUCAUGUCUUGGCUGUUGAUGACAGCAUCAUAGAUAGGAAACUCAUUGAGAGGCUCCUCAGAACCUCUUCCUAUCAAGUUACUACAGUUGAUUCUGGUAGCAAGGCUUUAGAGUUUCUGGGGUUGCGUGAGAAUGAUGAGAGCAAUCCAAGUAUACCAUCUGUUUGUCCCAACAACCAUCAGCCUCAGGAGGUGGAGGUGAAUCUUGUUAUAACAGAUUACUGUAUGCCUGGCAUGACAGGCUAUGACUUGCUUAAGAAAAUCAAGGAAUCUUCAUCUUUGAGAAACAUACCAGUGGUGAUUAUGUCAUCUGAAAAUGUGCCUUCAAGGAUUAACAGAUGUUUGGAGGAAGGAGCCGAAGAAUUUUUCUUGAAGCCUGUGAGGUUGUCAGAUUUGAACAAGCUUAAACCCCACAUGAAGAAAACCAAGUUCAAAGAUCAAAAGCAAGAAACAGUAGAAAGGUUUGAAGACUCAGAAGUUCAACAGCAACAGUCACAACAACAAAUCAUCAUCCAAAAUGAGCAUCACCAAGCACCAAAAUUACAAGUUCUUCAGCCAGAGUCAGAAUCAGAGUCACAUCCACAACCAACUAUUGAACAACAGCAACAAAUUCUACAACAAGCCAACAACAAUAACAAGAGGAAGACCAUGGAACAGGGCCUUUCACCUGAGACUGACAGAACAAGACCAAGAUACAGUGGCAUAGCCACUGUGGUAUGAUCAUAAAAAUCAUUGGCAAAAAUUUUCUUGAAUUUCAAAAAAUGUAAUUCUCAUAUAACUUUUUUUUCUUUCUUUUAAAAACAAAUUAACUCAAGUGUUGGUUAAUAUAGGCUCUAUAGGAGUGUAAUAGAGUUGUUUCCUGUACACAUUUUCCUGGAAAUAUUUCCUUCCAAUUUUGCUUCCCCCCAAUAUAAUGAAAAGGAAAAAAAAUAUUGAAUUGAGUAAGAAAUUAUCAGAUGAUAA
Messenger RNA from Glycine soja, 1353 nucleotides. RefSeq names its product two-component response regulator ARR9-like. Gene Ontology annotation, biological process: cytokinin-activated signaling pathway; phosphorelay signal transduction system. Bases 364 to 1110 code for a protein of 248 amino acids. The transcript has 5 exons. Lineage: Eukaryota; Viridiplantae; Streptophyta; Magnoliopsida; Fabales; Fabaceae. The record is from RefSeq and is a predicted model, not a curated record.